Molecule: messenger RNA, 5923 nt
Organism: Solanum pennellii
Lineage: Eukaryota; Viridiplantae; Streptophyta; Magnoliopsida; Solanales; Solanaceae
Product: putative pentatricopeptide repeat-containing protein At5g43820
Exons: 2
Coding region: 929-2560 (543 amino acids)
Molecular function (GO): protein binding
Source: RefSeq, a predicted model, not a curated record
AGAAUAGGAGACAUGUUCGAAAUAGUAAUUUUUCCUCUACAAUUUUGGAAAUGGACAAAAUGUCAUGGACAGUCAGACUUGCUAUGGACCUUUUUUUACUGGGUCGUCUGAACAAGACCCACUCUUGAGAUCCAUCAAAUUAUACCCAUGUAUACAUAAAGCCCAACCCUUAUCCUUUCAAUUUGGGCUCAAAUUUUGGUGAUAAUACACUGACUCGCUACCAUCUAAGUCGAACUUUAAAGGUUGACCACUUGCAACAUUUUUUUUAUUCGAGGUUUGAUAUUUAUAUUUAGAGUGUGUAUUUUGAAUUUGUAUCGCGUAGCGUCUCAUUACAAGGAGCGGUGAGUACUUUCUAUCGAGUCAAAUUUGAGAUCUUUGAUUAAGGACUUUUGAUGCAAUAGAUAUGAAAUUUCAUACACUAUCUAAGCUCAAACUCAAAAUCGUUAAUUAAGGAAGAAAGAAUCAUCGAUUACACUCUAAUACCACUUGUUACUUUGAUUGUAAAACUUUAAGCUCUCUUUCGCCAUGCAUGAACAUUUAAUUUUGUUCUUAUAACUUUGCCAUUGUUCUUAUGUUAAUUAUUAUACUACUUAUCAAGUAUCCUAAUUCAUAAUUGGUUGGCUCAAGUUGAUCCCUAAUUCUUAACAAAAAUAAUCUUUAACAGAAAUAGAGUUUGCUAAUAGCCAUUUCUAAUCAACCUUUUAAUGUCAUUCUACAUGUUUAUCUUUGCUACCUUUAACAUAUCCGAAUUAUACUAUUUCUUAAGUAGUUCGUUUUGAAGAAUGUCACAACAAUUUUAACAAAAUAAUUUUUCGAUAGUAAUCAUUUUUUCCCCCAUAUUUUCAACUCAAUACGCGAAUUUGCUUGUAAUAAAGCCCAUAAUCGCAACAGUGACAUUGCCGUCUUCAAAUCAAAGAGGAGAAUUACGAUGCUUCUCGCAAGAUUUCUCAGUUGCAGGUGCAGUUCUCCGAGUCUUCCAUGGUUAAUUUCUAAAUUUUCUCACUCAAUUUCAUCACUAUCUGAGAAAUUCCCCACUAAUUUUGACGAAUCUCAUGUUCUGAAUCAACUUUCCGACCUUUUCCCCAUCCGUCGAACUUCUUCAAUCGAAAAACCCAUUCACACAGAUUCCUCUGCACCAAAAAAUCAGUUUAGGGUUUUCGAUGAGCUUUUAACUCCAGAAGAUAUGUUACGCGGCAUUUUUCUUCAGAAACUUCAGGGCAAAACAGCAAUCGAGAAGGCACUGACAUCUGUUGACGUUGAAUUAACGGUUGAUUUAGUUGCUAAAGUAGUAAACAAAGGAAAUUUAGAUGCUGCAUCAAUAGCUACGUUUUUCAAUUGGGUUAUCAAACAACAAAAAAUACCUAUUGAUAAUGAUACUUACUGUAUAAUUCUUAAAGCAUUAGGAAGGAGGAAGUUUUUCGGGCAGAUGGUUGAAAUAUUAAAGGAAAUGAGGAAUCACGGAGUUAUGCCUGAUUCAGUGACACUUAACAUUGUUGUUGAUAGCUUUAUUCGAGCUCGACAAAUUUCAAAGGCUAUACAAUUGUUUUGUGAAUUAGAGAACUAUGGAUUGAGAUGUAAUACCGAGACACUUAAUGUUGUUUUACGGUGCUUGUGUCAUCGAUCACAUGUAGGUGCUGCAAGUUCAUUACUUGUGAAAAUGAAAGAGAAAGUUCCAUUUGAUGUCACAACCUAUAACAUAGUCAUUGGCGGGUGGUCGAGAUUUGGAAGAGUUAAGGAAGUCGAGAGAACCUUAAAAGCAAUGGUGGAUGAUGGAUUUGAGGCAGAUAAUUUGACUUAUAGUUGUGUUCUUGAAUGUUUAGGGAGAGCUGGUCGAAUUGAUGAUGCCAUUGAGAUUUUUGAGGGAUUGGAGGAAAAGGGUCGCGUAUUUGAUGCUGAGAUAUACAAUGCAAUGAUUUCAAAUUGCAUUGGACAGGGUGAAAUUGAUGAAUCAUUUAAAUAUUAUGAGAGGAUGUUAAAUACGGAUUGUGAGCCCAAUGCUGAUACAUAUAUGAGACUAAUAUCUGCUUUUCUGAAAGCGAGAAGAGUAGCUGAUGCAAUUGAAAUGUUUGAUGAAAUGCUAAGCCGGAGAAUGAUUGUAACUACAGGGAAUGUAACCUCUUUUCUUGAGCCUUUAUGUAGCUACGGUCCACCUCAUGCAGCUCUAAUGAUUUACAAGAAGGCGAGACAAGCUGGAUGUACGAUAUCCUUGACUGCAUACAAGUUGCUUCUUAUGCGGCUUUCUAGGUUUGGGAAAUGUGGUAUGCUGUUAAACAUCUGGAAUGAGAUGCAAGAAAGUGGUUAUUCUUCCGAUAUGCAAGUUUAUGAGUAUGUCAUCAAUGGGCUUUGCAACGUAGGACAGCUUGAAAAUGCUGUCCUGGUAAUGGAGGAAGCUUUAGAGAAAGGAUUUUACCCUAGCAGGCUUAUUUGUAGCAAAUUAAACAACAAGUUACUAGGUUCAAACAAAAUAGAGAUUGCAUACAGGCUUUUUCUAAAGAUAAAAAUUGCACGUGGAAAGCAAAAUUCACAAACAUACUGGCGUGCUAAAGGGUGGCAUUUCUAAUCUUUGCACAGUCAGCUGGUUAGUGCAACUGUAUCUUCUUUCAGAGUGAUGAAUAUGACAAGAAUCUAGGAUCAAACUUCAUUGCCAGUAGCUGUCGCUGGCAAUGAACUGAAUCUGCUCUUUUGCUUUCCAAAUGGGCAUCUAUUGCCUUGUACAGAAGGGUAAUGUUUGAGAAAUUAUGUGAAGCAGCAGGGACUGACAUAUUGUUUUGCAUUAUCAUGGAGGUGGUAAUAUAUGAAAAAUUUGUUGAAGUACAGGGGACUGAAGUGUUACUUUUCUUUGCUAGAAGUUGUUCUGCGGGAAGUAUGGAGAAGUCAUUCCAAUAUGAGUCACAUGUUUAACUUUUUGACCAUUGAGGUGAGUGCUUCUAGUUGGCGUCAAGUUGUGCAGUUGGUAAUGAAUGUAUUCUAACUUCUGUGCUAGCAGUAACAUGAAAAGUAAUUAAAAGAAUUCUCUAUCUUGUUUAUUAAGAACAAUUCAUGUAGAAAAUUAGAAUCAUGUCCCUGACUUGUCUAUAAUAUUUGUUUGAAACAUAACUGCCUUUAAUCCCAGGGGCCAGGGGAGGGGUUAAAAACAUGAAAUUUGACUUGAAAAUAACAAGGCUUGUGACUCGCUCAAAUGAUAUGGAUUGGCUGAUCGGUGGCAAAACCUUUGCUGAUUCUUUUUUUUAUACAAGGAAAUAGCUAGCUGAUUCAAAACUAUUGGGGAACUUCUCAGUAUGCAUCUCCAACGGGUAGGAAGCUGAUAUUGUCGUGGGCGGAUGGAUGAAAAGAGAUUUAUCCAUCAUAUGAGUCCUCCUUAAACCAGAUCUGUGGUCCACCUUAAGGGUGCAGGAGGGAAGGGAAUGGUGAUUUAGAGAAGGUACAUACUCUCUGUGUGAAUUGAAAUGUAGAAAUUGGUUCCCUGUGUGUUUCUCUCUCUCACUUGGUACUUUUGUACAAAAAAUUUCAAAAAACUGUCAUAGAGAAACCUGUAUCUAGUUUGGAGUGAGGAACAGUGCUUUUAGUUCCACAAGAUUGCAUAAGGCCGUAGAACUGGUAAAAAUUCCUGUCCACCUUUCUUGGACAAUCUUGACAAACCUUUUUCUAUUUUUUUAUUUUCCUUCUUAUCAAUAUGCUUUUAUUUUGUUUAUAUGAUUUACUUGAUGAUGUGGGAUAAUUAGUUGGUAUAGAGGAUUACUGGGAGAAACUGAAAUUUCAUAGAGGCUUAUAUACAAGUUUGUUGAGGGAAGGGAAAAAGAAGAUCUUUUCUUAUUACACAUUUGACACCUGCUGAUCAAUUUAAUCCAGGAUAUUGUUAUUUGAUUAAUUAUUUCCCUGGAGGUAUGAGUGACUGAUAGGCCUAAACGUGCUUCCUGGGAUUGUGACUUGGUCUGUUGUUAUUGACAUUGAAGUAGCUUAAAUAGGUGGUCACCGAUCCAUUUAGUAUUUGUGUUGUGCAGGUUAAUUGGGAUGGAGCAGGACCUGAGUUUUGUCUCUCAUCAGUUUUGGGAGUGUUGUUUCUUUAUCAGCCGACAUUUCCUCAAGGAAAUAGUCAAAGCUGCACUCUUGAAAACAAAUGUUUCUUCAAUCUCCCAGAAGUAAAGGUAGAUAUUUGGUAUUUGCUUGUUUGGAUUUGAUGAUCAACUGUUUCAUGAAUUUUGUGACUUGGUUUCUCGUUCACCUUAAUCUCUUGCACGAUGGAGAACUAUUCUACCAUUCCAAUGUUACUUCUCUGUGUUCUUGUACUACUUUAUCUGGAUUUACGUGGCUAGUCGCUACAUAACAGCUUUAUUAGGUAAAAUGUAUCAAAUUCAUGAACCAAAUAUGUUGGGAUGGUCAUCUUGUUCUAAAAUAUAUUGCCUGUCACUGCACAUGUUAUCUCAAAAAGAUCUUAUUUCAUUUGUUUUUCUAUAAAUUUGAAUGAGUGGUGCUUCAAAUUCCAAUUCUGGUGAAGGUACAUCACCAUGGUAUUAUCAUGUUUCCAUCCAUUUGACUAAUAUGAUGCUUUUCCUCCAAUCGUACUUCCCCGAAAAAGAGAGACCAAUUUGAAACUUAAGCUAUGUGUGCUUAUCUAUUCUAUUCAUUGUUAAAAAAUUUCGAUUGCGAAGGUUGGGAUUCCAUAAAAUCUGAACAUUUCCAUCUGUUUCAAGUUGUACUCAGUUGGAACAUAUGAGAUUGUUGGAACUAUUGCAACAGUGGUUCUUUUAUGAACAUAGCUUGGUCGUACAUGCAAGGAUGUAAAUUCAUUAUGAGGCAUGAUUGGAACUUGACGUCUUUGUGUCAAUGCCUUGACAAAUAUGUUGCCAAUUUCAACUUGCAGAAAUGGUAUGUAAUGCUAUGGUUGUAAGGAUUAAAUAUCAUGGAACUCGUUGAUAGGCCAGAUAAAGCCCUUAAGUACUUUCAGGAGAUGACGUUAAAGGACAUUCAACCUGCUGCUGUAGUGAGCUUUUACGCCUCUAGUAUUGCUCGAACCAUAAAAUUCCCGUGAGCUGUUCUUUUCAUUGAUUUAUAUACUUGAGGAGAUGUUGAUUGAGGAAGACAUUACUUUGGUGGAAUGCCAUGGUUGAUUCGUAUUCUAACCUGGGUUUUAGUGAUUGCUCUCUUGAGAGAUCCAUGUUCAUGAUGUAGUUUUGUGGAACCGAGUGACCACAAGUUAUGCUCGAAAUGGCCUUGCAUGUGUUUGCACCAAUACGAGGACCUUGAAUGAUCAUCUUACCAGGACAUGCCAUUUAGGUGCAUUGCAAGAAGAGUAAGGUGACUCAUGGGCAUGUGUUCGAGAUUGUUCUUCAUCUGGCUGUCUUUAUUUAUACCUUCCUCAUCGACCUCUAUGAAAAAACAUGCAAAGAGGCUGGACGAUCAUUGUCAUGGUAUCCAUGGGAACCGUAUCAUAUCUCUGCAUCUAUCUAAGGAUAUGCCGUAAAUACAUGUUUUCCUUCUCCAUUGUGAAUCGCAGGCCAUCAAGGAUAGUUGAAGAAGAUGAUCAUGCAAGUAUCUCCGCGCAACGGAGGAGUUUGUUAUUAAGCCUACACUAAAAGCAGUUUAGCUGCAUGAUGAUACUGUUUUCUAGGGCUUACAUGCAUGUCGUUUGUCCAGAUGCUUCUUUCUGGGAUGCCCAUAUUGUUGCUUACAGAGUCUUUAUGGAAAUACAGAGCUGGUUAAAUUGGCCUCAGAUAAUUUGUUUGUAAUCAGAUCCCACUUCCCGAGGCAUCCGUCUUGUUGGAUCUUGGCAUAUGUUAUUCAAUUCCAAUAGUAUUAUUUUAGUUAGUGUAUGAUUCUUUACACCUGAAAUCAGUAAAAAAUUGACACAUAAUACUUGUAACUGAAACACAUGAGAUUUUUGUAGUAUACUUUCCUCUAUACAAUUGCACAUAAGUUGAUAAAA